GCAUCGGGUUGCCCGAGGCGCCUGACCAAGCUGGACCGCCGGUACCGGGAAGAAGUGAGUCGAACUCCAACGUUUUCAGCAUGAACAUGAAUCGAGUCGCAAUCAAGUACGAAUAAUAGAUCAAAACAGAGGAAAGUGAGGAUUAUCGACAGAGAGGCAUGCCCAGGCUAGGAAGGGGCACGGAGGUGAGAAUCCCAACCUCAGCCAGAUGGAAGAUUGAAAAAGGAGUUCGUCGGGAUUUGACCAGCAUCGAAGCAUGUGGUGAUGACCUAUAUCAGUGGGCAUCUCUUUCGCACAACGAGAGAAAUCAGAAUCAAAACUAUCCCGGACAUCGUCUUCUCCAUAUGUGGAAGUUCCACAGAGCUUCAGCCACAUACUCCAGCAGUUGCGCACAGGCCUCCAGCGGGAGAGCCGUCGCGCCCGAAAUCUGGGGCCGACUUCAAGACGGAAGCCAUCUCAAAUGGGAAUUGGCAACAUCACAGACAGGGACGUAGUCGAACUGGAUAGACGUCGGCGAUCUGCACGCAGAGAUGGGCUGGUGGUACUCCAUGCCCAAAAUUUGGACUCUUCGGGCGAGCCAUGGCCCAAGUGAUGAGGGGCGUGACUGCGCCGCCGCGGUCAAGUCCACGCAGGUAUUUGGCAGAGUGUUGCACCACCCAGCAUCCGAAACACCAGGCGAUCCAGUUGACAAGUGCGACAGUCACAAGGAUCGAUGCCUGACCUUGACUUUGUAGGCAUUAGCCACGCACCGGCAAUUGACGAUCAUCCUGUGGCAGCACCGGGACUGGCAUUCGGUCCGUGGCCCGCUGCACAAGACCCCUUCACACAGCGCCGUCAUUCCCCGGGCCUUGCUCUGGAAUCAUCACUGGCACUGUCUGCUGAUGGAUAUUGCAGUGGUGCGACAAGGGCACGUUGAUUGAUCGAUCGAUUGACUUCUAUAACCCCCCGCUCCGACUUGUCUCUGUUGAUCUCAUUCCUCUCUGAUUGCGCACACAGGAUCAUUUACUGCUCCCUUCAUGAUCCUACAUCACUAUCUACCGAUAUCAACAGACAAUGCCUUCCAGCGACGAUUAUCCCCCGCGGUCCCGGCGUGAUCGUCCCCGCUACGAGGACGACGACGGUCUAAAAUACCCAGGUCAACCCUACGCAGCGGACUCUCGAAGAUCGGCUCCUCCUGUCUCCCGCCACCAUGCUCGCUACGACGAUUCCCCUGUACGAGGGGCAUAUGGUUCGGACGAACCCCGCCGGUUCAAGAAAGAUAGAGGAGACAUCGACCCACGAGACGUUGAACCCAAGACAAAGACAGCAGCCUAUAGGAAAGAGAAAGACAGCGAUUCUCCUCGCCGCAGAGAGUAUCCAACGACAGAAAGGAAAUCAAACACUGGAAUCCCAAGAAGAAGGAGAAGCUUUGAAGAUGACGACGAUGAAGACGUCGACCCUGCGCCUCGUCAUCGCCGAGAUGGCGGUGUGGCUGCUUAUGGCCGCUCCAAGGGAUACCGCGAGCCUUUGCCCGAACCUGAGGCGAUCAUGAGCGACCGCGAUCGAGACGCAAGGGGCGGUGGCGGUGGUAGGCACAGAUCCAAAGCUGCCGCUGACUAUGACGACGAUGACUUCGAGCCACAGCCACCACGACGGGCCAAAACAUACCGCGACCCUGAUUAUCGCAGUCGGCGGCGGGGAGAGGAUGAUGAUGAUUAUGACGACUAUCCAAAGCCCCAUCGGCGGUACCGCAGCCCAGAAGAUAGAGACAGACAUUACUCGGACCGCGACCGGGACCGAGGAUACCGAUCCGACGGGCGUGAUGCCAGACAUAGUCGGCGAAGGGACGACGACCGUUAUUACGAUGACCGCAAACACCGUGGAGGCGGGGACGGCUAUGCCUCAGACAGAGGAUACAGGCGGUCUGAUCGCGAUCGAGACCGUGACCGAGAUCGAGAUCGAGACUAUCGCGACCGCGACCGCGACCGUCGGUACUACGAUUCGAGAGACAGAGACCGACACCGCGAUCGAAGUCACGAGCGCAAAAAGAAGAAAGGCUUCUCCAUUGACGACCUUGGGAAGGUCUACGAGCAGGGCCAGAAGCAUUACAAGACUGUGGCUCCGCUUGUUAGCAGCCUGGCAAAGAUGUACCUGGACAACAAGAAGUAAAUCCAUCCGAGCGGGUCUCAGCUAUUUCUCUCCUCUCGGUGUUGAGGGCGUGAUUGGAUAUGAUGGACAUUGGCUUGAAAGGCCUGAAGUCGCCAAAGAAGGACGGGGUUGGAAACUCAUUUUCCACCACUCAACCAGACUCUCAAUACUCAAUCAACCUUUGGAAUAAUAAACGCGAAUCAUAAUCCGCCACUACUAAUUCUGUUUUUGAUCUUUUCUUGUGUUCAGGAUCCCCAAUGAUCCCUUCCAUGUCAUCUCCUCUCCUUUCCGUACAAUGUCACGUCACAGUCAUUGUCAAUCAUGCGGCCACGGUCUCAAAGCCAGUAAAGUGAGGCAAAACGGCACGAAUCUCCUUGACAUAUUCGGGAAUCCCGCCAGCGUAGUUGACCUGCUCAAAGGCCUUUCCGGGGACACUGCCGCCCAUAUAAGUGGAGCGGGUAGUAGGCAACAAAG
Molecule: messenger RNA, 2601 nt
Organism: Exophiala dermatitidis NIH/UT8656
Lineage: Eukaryota; Fungi; Ascomycota; Eurotiomycetes; Chaetothyriales; Herpotrichiellaceae
Exons: 1
Coding region: 1054-2148 (364 amino acids)
Source: RefSeq, a predicted model, not a curated record